UUCACACGAGAGUGGCGAGUUUGAAUCACAUUGUUUACGUAGUUAUUUCUGCUGCAGUUUUUUUUUUUUUUUUCUUUUUAUAAAGUGAAUCUCAUGUUGAUGAAAUGUUGCGGUUUAUCAAUAUUUUGUUGGUUCUGUUUCUGGUUCAUAGUACAUCAUUUAAAGACGGAGUUGCACAAACAAUUCCUGACGACUCCGACGCAACAAUCAAUAAAACCCUGAGUCUCAUUCGACAGGCAGAUCAAAUUAUUCAAAACAGCACAACGAAAGACGCGAUUUUAAUUCUUGGUAUCAGCGGAGUUGGAAAAACACCGUUCGCAAAAUGGAUGACGCAAGACAAUAACAAACUAAUGUCGGUACGAAAAACAAAUGGAAGCCUCAAGCUGUAUGUUAUGGAAGAUACUGAUCGUUCUAUCGGUACAAAUACCCUCUUAUCGGCGACGGUGUUCCCAAAAUUAUAUACAAACGCGUCGACAAAGGCGGUUUUUUACGAUUUUCCCGGAUUUGUAGACACCCGAGGUACGAAGUACAAUAUAGCAACGACUUACGCGUCCAAAGGAGUUAUAUAUAAAACUCGACGAGUUAAAUUAAUUUUCCUUGUAAAUUACGAUAGUGUAAAAUCGUUAGCUGAUCGGACCGCUUUUACGAAUUUCUUAACUUACGUAUGCGAAUUUCUUACCGAUAUAAACAAGUUCAAGGAUAGUAUUGGUAUUGUGGUAUCGAAAGUACCCAAAUAUCCCGACGACGCGGAAGCUUCCAACGAGCAAGUUAUCAACAGCGUUGCUGAUUUCAUUCAAACAGAAGUGCAGUCUUUUCUGCGAAAUCAAUCGCAAACGGUUUCAUCUUACGAGGAAAAAGCCUUCUACACGAAAGCGUUGUCGUUCACAUCUAUAAUUCUGACUAAAAUCAACGACGAAUAUACGAGAAUAGGACUUUUUAGAAUGCCCGAUCAAGGCGGACCUUACAGUAAUAUUCCUUUGGUACAAAAUGGAAAAGGCCGAAUCGAACAAAUGAUACGCGAACUCGAGUUUACCAAAAUCGCCGACAACGAUUUCAACUACGUGCUAUCUGCUGAAGCGAAGAGUAAUCUCAAUAACCUUACGCUGAAAAUGAAUACCAACAUAUACGCUGUUAUUCGCCAAAUCGGACAAAAUAUUAUAUCGCUGACUUCUACGAAGGAAAACAACAUUUACGAUGUGACAAAGUUACACGACGAAUUAUACGAAACGCACGCGGGACUUUCGAAGGCGCAGCAAUCGGCGAAUAAUUUGAGUAUCGAACAAUGCGUAGAACUGGUCGACAAAAGCACCGUCAAUUUACGUAAUUUUCCUCUAAACGAUAUCAAGUCUUACACGCAUUUCUUAUCGUUUUUACAGAGUUUCAAUAUCGAUCAAAUUACUCAUCGUCGCUUUAAAGGCAAUUGUUUCGAAGAGCUGACAACCGCCAUCGACUAUCUGAAUGAGUCUCAUAAAUGGUACAAUUUCCUGUUGAUUAUUUACGAUAGUUUGUCGCAUUACGACGUGCAGAAAAAUAUCACGACGUGUAAAAAAGCUCUUCCGAGUAUAAAUGUAAACGAAGAUGAUCAGACAUCAAUACGUAGUAAAUUACGGUCGUUUUUUAAAGAAUGUGCGAAAAAAGAUGGCGAAUACGCUCUUUUAGAAAAUAUAAAUCUCGAUGGUUUCAAGUUGAAUGCCUUGGAUAGAGUAUUGAAUUACACGUUACAGUAUUCGUCGGACUUGUCGUGUGAUCCUAAGAACCCUGGAAAGUUGGUGCUGAAAGGGCGAUAUGUGAAAUUCAGCGAUAUCGUUAAUUCGGAAUCGAAAUGCUCGAAACCGGUUGAAAUUAUGGAGGUGUUUGCAUUCAACAAAGUAUUCGUCGAUGCGAGUUUGAAUAAAACUGGCGCGAAAUUUCAACUUUCCAUUAUGGCGCCAAUUUGGGAUGUUCGAAUUGAACAAAAAAUAAUCUUAGACGGAUUACCCGGCAGUGCUCAUGAAAGAACAAAAGCACUUGAUGGCUUGUAUCCGAGUAAUAAUGGAACAGAUGGUAAACCUGGAUUACCUGGAAAUUCUGCGGCAAGUUUUUUGGGUAUUGGUGAAAUUUUCAUAAAUGCUGAGCAACUGACGAUUUCGGCUAACGGAGGAGAUGGUGGCCCAGGGCAAGAAGGAGGUGAUGGCGGAAAUGGCGAGGAUGGAAUUACACACAGUCUCGAAUUGAAUUUAAUACGUAAACUUAAAGAGGGAAAAGGUACACGAGAAACAUUGCAAAUCAACGAAUACAGAGUGUAUCCCCAAAAGAAUUGUACUCAUGGUGGUAAUGGCGGAGCUGGGGGUGAAGGUGGAUUUGGUGGACAACCAGGUGUCUUCUUCAUGCCGCUCAUCAGAAAUGAAGCCAUUCCUAAUAUUAUUAUAUCGAAUAAAAGUGGAAACGUAGGACCUGGUGGUGCAGGAGGACGAGCAGGAAAUGCAGGAAAGCCAGCAAAUAUCACCGAUGUGCUAUUUUCCACGGAAACUAAAUGCGUUGUCGGCGAUUGUUUUUCAGUGGCUUACUAUACCGUGGAAAAUAGUACUAAUUUUAUGCCGUGUGUUAAAGGUAUUCCUGGAAUUAAUGGUUCUAUAGAACCAAAUACCAGCAACUCAGAAACUGUAUCUUUUUCAGCGUUCAUUUCGACGAUAAACGAUUAUAAAAAGUAUUUGAGAGAAGAUAUGAUAAAUUACCAAAUACCUGUAAAUGAAAAACGUAUAGAACAUUUUCACGAUUUACUAGAAAAUAAUACUCACGAGUAUUAUAAUAUGUCGACGUUGGUUAACGAGUUGUACAAUUUAGAGAGUCAGUGUAUUCGGUUACGUAAUGAAAUAUUCGUUGUUAACGAAUUACACGAUUCGGAUCAGUUUUAAUGUUCUAAUUACGCGAAUUUACGUAAAAGAUCGAAUUAUCGAAAUUAAAUAGAAAAAUCUAACUCAAACUCAAAGAAAUACUCGGGGAACAUUUUUAACGGUUUAUUCAAUUCAACAUAUAACAUAAUAAUAACGUAUAACGUAUUUUACAAAGUUCAACUUAUUUCUAGGAAAGUCUGCAGUCAAACUUAUUAUAUACAAAUAACGUUAUAAGUAACGAUAACGAAUAGAAACGUAAAUCGAUACCUACAACUACACCAACUACCUAUCUAGAUCUAUGGGUAAUUACCCGUCAGUUUACCAAAAGGCACAACACGCCUCCUAAAAAAUUAUUUAGAAAUCUAGAAAAACUAAUUUUUUCACGUGGCUUUUGGAAGCGUUGGUAACACUGACUUGCACGUACUACAAAACUCUCGCCUAAAGCGAAUAAACAAUAGCACUAAAACGUAAACACCGUAGAAUCUCAACAGUUCAACUUUUCUCGAAUAAAAACCGAUUAAAUAAUUAACAAAAUAAAUUAAAACAUGAUUAAAAUAAUAAAAUAUAAAAUGCGGGUAAAAUAAGUGCUAAAAUACACGAUAAAACAGUUUCCGGCGAGCGUAUACCGUACUACGA
Messenger RNA from Planococcus citri (citrus mealybug), 3509 nucleotides. RefSeq lists its product as uncharacterized. The coding region runs from base 105 to 2894 and encodes 929 amino acids. The transcript is spliced from 2 exons. The record is from RefSeq and is a predicted model, not a curated record. NCBI's taxonomy places the organism in Eukaryota, Metazoa, Arthropoda, Insecta, Hemiptera, Pseudococcidae.